AUGAUGCUGAGUCCGGACCAAGCCGCCGACUCGGACCACCCCAGCUCGGCGCACUCGGACCCGGAGUCGCUGGGCGGCGCAGACGCCAAGGUGCUGGGCAGCGUGUCGGACCUGGAGCCGGUGGAGGAGGCCGACGGCAAGGGCGGCAGCCGGGCCGCGCUCUACCCGCACCCGCCGCAGCUGAGCCGCGAGGAGAAGCGCCGCCGCCGGCGCGCCACCGCCAAGUACCGCUCGGCCCACGCCACCCGCGAGCGCAUCCGCGUGGAGGCCUUCAACCUGGCCUUCGCCGAGCUCCGCAAACUGCUGCCCACGCUGCCUCCGGACAAGAAGCUGUCCAAGAUCGAGAUCCUGCGCCUGGCCAUCUGCUACAUCUCCUAUCUCAACCACGUCCUGGACGUCUAG
This is a messenger RNA of Dama dama (fallow deer), 402 nucleotides long. It is a transcript of the gene NHLH2, whose product is annotated as nescient helix-loop-helix 2. The transcript has a single exon. Gene Ontology annotation, molecular function: RNA polymerase II cis-regulatory region sequence-specific DNA binding; DNA-binding transcription factor activity, RNA polymerase II-specific; protein dimerization activity. Bases 1 to 402 code for a protein of 133 amino acids. Lineage: Eukaryota; Metazoa; Chordata; Mammalia; Artiodactyla; Cervidae. Gene Ontology annotation, biological process: regulation of transcription by RNA polymerase II. The record is from RefSeq and is a predicted model, not a curated record.